CGCGACUAUGAGACAUCGAAAGUCUGAACGAGUGACUGAACGUAAAAUGUUUCAGCUUUUUUAAACCUCAAAGUUAACCUCAUGUAGUCAAGUUUUAACUCGGGUUCGGUUAUUCACUUAAAAUACCAACAAACUCAACAUUUACAACAAUCUAAGAGUCAGAUCAGCAGAAACAGAGAACCCGGAAAUGUUUCCUGUAACUGCGUCGCUCUGCUCGACUUUGCUGUUUCUCGGCGUCUUCGUGUUUGUCUCUGCAGGCCAGAAAACCAUCACAGCUGUGUCUGGACAGGACGCCACUCUGCCAUGUCGAGCUCCAAACAGCAGCAGCAGCAUCUCAGUUGUAGAGUGGAGCAGAGCUGACCUGGGAGAUGAAUAUGUGCUUUUGUACCGGGAUGAGCUGUUUGAUCCAGAAAACCAGCAUCCAUCUUUUAAGAACCGGGUGGAUCUGAAGGACAGACAGAUGAAGGAUGGAGACGUGUCUUUGAUUCUGAAGGAUGUGAUGAUUAAUGAUAAUGGGACAUACGAGUGUCAGGUCUUCAUGACAGGAACAAACAUGAGGAAGAGAGCAAAUCUAGUUAAUGAGCCCAUCAGCAUCAUCAACCUGAGAGUUGUUCCUCCAGGAGGAUCUGUUGGACUGAUCGUCGGUCUGAGUGUUUCUGCUGUGCUUCUUGUUGCUGUUGUUGGAUUUUUGAUCUGCAAAAAACAUAAACAACAGCAGAGUCAGGAUUCAUACCAGCCUCCUGUUCAACUUCAGCCUCUUUGAAAUGUCUCAGAGCUUCUUUCAUGGUGAUGCUGAAUAAGAGAAGUUACUAAGUUAUUACUAACCAAAGAAGCAGGAGUAAGUCUGACUGAAGAAACCUGAACACUAGAGUCCAAACAGAAAACCAGAAGAUUUCUUCAUUCCAAAGAGAUUUCACAGCAGAGACAAUGUUUGAAUAAAAAGCUAACUGUCCUGCAAGUAAGAAGGAAUAAAAAUUAUUAAACGUUGCAGGUUAAAAAUAAAUGAAUUUUAUUCUACAGCAUCUUUGUCGGAGUCCCAAGAAAUCAAACCUAAAGUGAUCCAGGAAGGAUCAAAGACAUUUUAAUCUGCAUGCUGAGAAGUUGGCAGAAGAUACUAAAUAAUGUUGGAAAAAGUGUUAAAGCCUACACCUUUACGGUUUUUAAAAUGUUUUUUUGAAUUUACUUCCAACACUGAGCAUUUUUCACUUCUGAUGUAUUGAACAAUUGUAAAUUAUUAGUAAUAGUAUUAGUAAUCAUGUUAAAUGUUUCAAACACAGGUUUUCAUCAUUUGAUUGCAUGUUUGGUCUGAGGCAGCUAAAUUAGUUUGUGGAGAAAAUGAUGUCAGAUUUGUGUUUGUGGUUAGCCGCUCAUAUCAGUUUAACAUGUUAUACUCUUUACAUUUCUGUGGACAGACAGGAGUUCAUAUUUUCAAACAAUAAUUAAAACAUCUUAAAAUAAAUGCAAAAACAUUUUAUUUCAGUUGACGUCAGCAAUUGUUUGUAAAGUCAUAUUUGUUCUUUCAGGCUUGAACCAAAUGAAUCCUCAUGUGCAGAUAAACUGUUACUUAAUUACAGACACUAACUGAUCAAUCAUCAGUCCGAUGGUGCUCAUUUGGCAACUAUAACUGAAUGGAUGUUCUGACAGUGUCAUAAAAGCAAAGACAGAAAUGUAACAGUCAGAUGUUUCCUCUGAUCUGUGAAGAUUUAUUGAACUUUUCAUCCCAUGAACACUUGUGUUGUUUGUUUUCUCGUUGUUACUGCAAUAUUUCAAGAGCUAAUAAAUUUUUUACCUAAAUAGUA
Messenger RNA from Neolamprologus brichardi, 1799 nucleotides. Lineage: Eukaryota; Metazoa; Chordata; Actinopteri; Cichliformes; Cichlidae. The record is from RefSeq and is a predicted model, not a curated record.